Messenger RNA from Astyanax mexicanus (Mexican tetra), 1671 nucleotides. RefSeq names its product abhydrolase domain containing 13 (gene abhd13). Gene Ontology annotation, molecular function: palmitoyl-(protein) hydrolase activity. The record is from RefSeq and is a predicted model, not a curated record. NCBI's taxonomy places the organism in Eukaryota, Metazoa, Chordata, Actinopteri, Characiformes, Acestrorhamphidae. Gene Ontology annotation, cellular component: membrane. The coding region runs from base 248 to 1261 and encodes 337 amino acids. The transcript is spliced from 2 exons.
CGUUUCUUGGCUGUAAUAAACAGGUUCCGCAGUUUCCAGCCGGGCAGAGGGAGCGGUGACACAGGUGGAGCGCUCCGUGGCUAGGUGGCUAGCCGCUAAGGUAGGCGCGGGGAAUGGCUGGAGCGGAGCUGCGGGUCUGAGCAGCGGCGAGUCAGCUCCUGAACCGGGUCAGAGCGGGGCCGUGGAACCAUGCGAUAAACAUCACCAGUAGAGUCAGAUUGGAGUGUCUCUUGUCGACCUGUUGGUCAUGGAGAAGUCGUGGCGGUUGUGGGGUGCACUGGAGCGCUGUUUGGUGACUGUUGGCUCCUGGUCUUGGGGAGCUUGUCGCAUCUCACUGCUGGCACUUAUACUUACCUUCCACCUGUACGGAGGCCUCCUGCUGCUCGGUCUCAUCCUGGCCUCUGUGGCCGGGAUCCUGUACAAGUUCCAGGACGUGCUGCUGUACUUCCCUGAUCAGCCGUCAUCCUCACGGCUGUAUGUCCCUAUGCCCACGGGAAUUCCACAUGAGAACGUAUACGUACGCACUAAAGACGGUGUGAGGCUGAACCUGAUCUUGCUCCGCUACACUGGCGAGAAUCCUGCUUCUGCCCCCACUAUUUUGUAUUUUCACGGUAAUGCAGGAAACAUUGGGCAUCGAGUUCCUAAUGCCCUGCUCAUGCUCGUCAACCUGAAGGCCAACGUAGUUCUGGUGGACUACCGAGGUUAUGGGAAGAGUGACGGAGAACCCAGUGAAGAGGGGCUUUAUCAGGACGCCGAGGCCACCCUGGACUACAUCAUGUCACGACCAGAUAUUGAUAAGACUAAGAUGGUACUGUUUGGGCGUUCGUUGGGUGGCGCCGUGGCCAUAAGGUUGGCCUCAGUCAACCCUCACCGUGUGGCUGCCAUCAUGGUCGAAAACACUUUCUUGAGCAUCCCACACAUGGCAGCGACCCUCUUCUCCUUCUUUCCAAUGCGUUACCUGCCCCUCUGGUGCUACAAGAACAAAUUUCUGUCCUACAGACACGUGGCACUGUGUCGCAUGCCCUCUCUUUUCAUUUCUGGCCUGUCAGACCAGCUCAUUCCCCCCGUCAUGAUGAAGCAGCUGUAUGAGCUGUCGCCCGCACGGACUAAACGCCUCGCCAUCUUUCCAGAGGGCACGCACAACGACACCUGGCAAUGCCAGGGCUACUUUGCAGCUCUGGAGCAGUUCAUGAAGGAACUGUUGAAAAGCCAUGCCCAAGAGGAGACAUCCCAGGGCUCAGCCAGUGUCACCAUCAUCUAGAACAUUGACUGAGCCCACUGGAGCUGCUGUAAUGGAAUGUACAUUUUAAAAAAAAAUGUCUCUCUUCUUCUCUUUCUUUCCUCUCCCCAUUUUUAGCACUUAAUUUGGUGGUAUGAUAUUUACGCUUUCAAGUAUGUGGUUUUUGAUUGGAGCAGGUUGCAUUGUUAAAUGCCUUUGAAACCUUUAUUUUCCCUGUUUUGUUUAAAAUACGAGUGCAUGACCGGCUUCUGUAAUGUAAUGCCCCUUUAGCCUUGUUUUGAUUGCACACACUCAUUCACUCUGACUGUACAGGACUUUUCUUUUAUACUUUAAGGACUUUACCAUCAUUGGUAUACACCAAAUGUCCACUCACUGCAAGUCCUACUGUAUAAUAAAGAUAUUUGCCUAAUAAUGUCAGGCAAAGUGUAAAA